Molecule: messenger RNA, 1971 nt
Organism: Striga asiatica
Lineage: Eukaryota; Viridiplantae; Streptophyta; Magnoliopsida; Lamiales; Orobanchaceae
Source: the annotation of a GenBank genome assembly
AUGCCCUCUCGCCGCCUCCUUUCCCCGCCAGCGGCGCCUGUCUCCCGGACUGACCACCUCCUCCCGCCUCUAGCCGGCGGUCUGACGGCGGCGUUGUCCUGCCUCAUCCUCCUCGUUCUCUGCUUCCGGCGGAUCACACGAAAGCGCACGGCGCCGGCCGCUUCCGACACCGACUCCAGGAAGCCCCCCCAUCGCCUCCCGUACUCCCUCCUACGCCGCGCCACCUCCAAUUUUUCCCCUUCCCUCCGCCUCGGACAGGGCGGCUUCGGCUCCGUCUAUCGAGGCGAGCUCAAGCCAGGCCCCCACGGCUCCGUAGAGUUCCCCCUCGCCGCCUCCCGCGUCGCCGUGAAGCUCAUGAACGCGGGGUCCCUUCAAGGGGAGCGCGAAUUUCAGAACGAGCUGCUUUUCGCCUCGAAGAUCGACUGUAAGUACAUCGUCUCCGUUUUGGGGUUUUCCUCGAACCCUAGUAAACGCCGUAUGCUUUUGAUUUACGAGCUCAUGGAAAACGGUAGCCUGCAAGAUUGCCUUUUCCAUAAAAAGAGUGAGGAGCUGAGGAAUUGGGGCAAGCGGUUCUCGAUUGCUCUCAACAUUGCCAGAUGGUUGGAGUACUUGCAUCACUCUAGCGAUCCACCCAUUAUUCACGGGGAUAUUAAGCCGAGCAAUAUCCUGCUGGAUGGAGCUUUUAAUGCCAAGAUCGGCGAUUUCGGGCUGGCGAGGUUUAAGGUAGAAGAUAAUGUUAUUGUAGAAGCUGAACUUCAGAAUGAGAACCCUUUGGCGAAUUGGGCAGGGGAGGAUAAUGGAUCUGUGAUGGAGGAUGCAGAAAGUGUGAUUACGACAAGUGGGUUUGAGGAAGUAAACAACAGCGUUCAUUCUAAUUUUGAUACAUCACCCGAGAGCGUGAUUGUCGGAGUCGAGACUUCGCCAGAGGCUGUAGUGGACACACAGCUCCGGUCACCGGAGGAUAAAACGAGCAUCUCGGAAGGGACUUUUGACAAGCUUAGCAUCGAUAGCAGGCAGAAAAGCAAGAAGAAAAAGAGCAUAUCUGGCAAAGAAUGGUGGUGGAAGCAGAAUGCCGGUUCUGAUGGAGAUUCAAUGAAAGUCAAGGAUUACGUUAUGGAGUGGAUUGGAAAUGAGAUCAAGAAAGACAUGCCCAAGAGUGACUGGAACUUUACCCCCUCGAGCUCCAAAUCUUCUGAAAAGAAAGUCAACAAGAAGAGCAAGAAGAAAAGGAAGCAGCUCGAAUGGUGGGUGUCCCUAGACGAUGAAAAUGAUUCCAAGAAAAAAAACAAGAGACGGCCCCCAAGGGAAUGGUGGAAAGAGGAGUACUGUGCUGAGCUGGAGAAAAAUAAUAAGAGAACAAAGACGAAAAAGAAGAAGAAGAAAAAACAAGGGUCAACGAGUGACAUAGACUCUUGCAGCGAAAACUGGUGGAGCAGCAGAGGCAGUAAGAACAGUGGUGAUGUGUGGAGAGUGCGAAAUAAUAUCAGUUACGAUUCGGUUAGUGUGAGCGGAGGUAUUAGCAGCACACCAAGUAUGAGAGGGACUGUUUGCUACAUUGCUCCCGAAUAUGGUAACGGUGCUGACGUGUCCGAAAAGUGUGAUAUCUACAGUUAUGGGAUUCUGUUAUUGGUUCUGAUCGCGGGUCGGAGGCCUCUGCAGGUGACGGAAUCACCCGUGUCAGAGUUCCAGCGGGCAAAUCUGCUGUCGUGGGCUCGCCACCUGGCGCGAUCCGGGAAGCUUCUAGAUUUGGUUGACGAGAGGAUCAGUCGAGAGUCGAUGGAUGAUAAGCAGGCUUUGCUUUGUAUCACAGUGGCUUUGCUGUGCCUGCAGAAGUCCCCGACUCGCAGGCCGUCGAUGAGAGAGGUGGUAGGGAUGCUGUUGGGUGAUGUGGCAUGUCCACAGCUUCCGGUGGAGUUCUCACAUUCGCCUCCUGGAAGGUUUUUGUUCAAAUCGCACAAGAAGGUCCGGUGA